Molecule: messenger RNA, 1278 nt
Organism: Penicillium diatomitis
Lineage: Eukaryota; Fungi; Ascomycota; Eurotiomycetes; Eurotiales; Aspergillaceae
Product: proline iminopeptidase
Exons: 9
Coding region: 1-1278 (425 amino acids)
Biological process (GO): proteolysis
Molecular function (GO): peptidase activity
Source: RefSeq, a predicted model, not a curated record
AUGGCGGCGAGAUUGGUUGAGAAGCACUGUCACAAUGUCCCAGGAAAGCUUCGUGUGACUGAGUUGUUCUUCGAUGUGCCCGUCGAUUAUCAGAAGCCCAACGAUGGCCGAUUGAGAUUGUUUGCUCGGAGCGUCACACGCUGGAACAAUCCCAUCGACUCCUCCACCAAGGAAGACACCAAGUUGCCCUGGCUUGUGUACCUGCAGGGUGGUCCCGGCUUUGGAUGCGGGCCUCCGCAGAAUUAUGGCUUUGUUGAGCCGGCGUUGAGCAAAGGUUAUCAGAUUUUGUUUCUGGAUCAACGCGGUACCGGCCUCAGUUCUACCGUGACCGCGGGUACCCUCGCCCGUCAAGGAGACGCUAUCAAGCAAGCAGAGUACCUCAAGAAGUUCCGUGCUGACAGCAUUGUCCGCGACUGUGAGGCGAUCCGUGAAAUCCUGACCCAGGAGUACCCUGCAGACCAACGUGUCUGGAGCAUCAUCGGUCAAAGUUUCGGGGGCUUCUGUGCUGCUUCUUAUCUAUCCUUCUCACGAACUUUUCAAAAGGUCAUCGAAAGGAAUGAAGCAUAUUAUGCUAAGUUCCCGGAGGAUGUUGCGCGUGUUCGCCUAAUCAUGCAACACUUGGAGGCCAACCGAACUCCCUUGCCCUCGGGUUGGUUGACCCCUGCCCGUUUCCAGCAACUGGGUAUUAUGAUGGGCUUCCACGGUGGUCUCGAUUCCCUUCACGACCUUGUACUUCGGGCAUGGCAUGAUCUGGAGAUUUUCGGCGAGUUUACAGACCCUACUCUGGCAUUGAUUGAUGGCCACGGAGGAAUGGACAAGAACAUCAUCUACGCUGUCUUGCACGAGGCAAUCUAUUGCCAGAAUGAGUCCUCAUCCUGGACAGCCGACCGUCUACGCAAUGAAAUUCCGCGAUUUCAAAUCAAUGCCGGUGACUCGGUAUCCCCUAUUUAUUUUACGGGAGAAAUGAUCUUCAAAGACAUGUUUGACUCCUACACGGAGCUAAGUCGGAUCAAAGACGCCGCGGAGAUCCUUGCUAGAACCAAGGAAUGGAACACGUUAUAUAACGUUGAUCAGUUGAGGAACAACAAGGUGCCCGUCUACUCGGCGACGUACAUCGACGACAUGUACGUCCACUUCGACCUCGCCUCUGAAACCGCGGCGAAAAUUGGUGGCUUGAAGCACUUCAUCACCAAUACGAUGUACCACGAUGCCUUGCGCAGCAAAUCUGGGGAGGUGAUGCGACAGCUCUUCAGCCUUCGAGAUGACUGUAUCGACUGA